CACCACCACCACACCCACGCGCGCGCUGGGGAGGGGUUUGUAGCCUAAGGAAGCUAAAUAAUAAAUGAGGUAAAAAAAGUGAAUUUAACGAGUGAGGGGGGAAACACACCCCCCUCCUCCUCCCAGCGGUAAUAAAUUGAUGUCCGCACCACGCGCACGGUGGGGCUGCGUGGGAGGAAUGAGGCGACUUCGAGAGGCGACAUCCUCCGUGGGACGCACGGCACGGGGACACCGCGUGCGCACGAGAGCGGAGCCGUCCGCCGCAUGCACGCGCGCGUGAAGAGAGAAGCUCUCUUCUCCCUCGCUCUCUCUUCUCCCUCGCUCUCUCUUCUCCCUCGCUCGCUCGCCCCCCCCCCCCUCUCGCUCGCUCUCAGUCUUCGCGAGUUCCCCGAGGGUCGGACGCGGCCGUGCGACUUGGCACUGCAUGCGGCACGCGACCAUCCCUCCCUGCAGCCGCCGCCGCUGCCGCCGCUGCGCGCGAUGCGGAUGACGGCUCUGAGCCUCGCUUGCUGCUUCCUAGCGCAGGUGGCGGCUGCGCUCGAAGCUGCGAGCUCACAAGUAUCGCGCCCCCCAGUGCUCGUGUACGCGUUGGGGGGCUCCGUGUACGCGGUGAACGCCGACGGCACGGGGCAGCGGCGCCUGGCGGACCCCGCGUGCCCCAGCCUGCUGCUCGCCUCGCACCCGGCCGAGGAGCGACUCUACUGGGCCUGCGCCAGCUCGCACGCCGUGCAGGCGGUGCGCGUGGAUGGGACGCAACAUCAGAAUGUUCUGCUGGUGAACGGAGCCAUUGCUGGGCUAGCUCUUGACUGGGUUACGAAUAAAAUCAUCUGGAGCGACAGAGACAAGGGGACAAUUGAAGAGCAUGACCUGGGCAGUGGCGUCAGGAGGCGGCUCGUGGAGAAAGCCACUCUACCCACCAUCCUGGCACUCGACCCCAUAAACAAGCGCUUGUUCUGGGUGUCGGACAGCGUCACCGCCCCCGGGAUAUGGCGAAGCAGCCUGGAGGGCUCGUCGCCGUCGCGGGUCCAGCGUCUCGCCACGAGGGCCACGGCCCUCGCCGUCGACCCAGGCCCUCGCCGCUUCUUCUGGGCCGAGGGCACGGGGGGACCGCCAGCGCACGGCUUCAUCCGCUCGGCGCAGUACGACGGCAGGAACGGGAAAUCCUUCAGGCUGCCCACGGGCUCCCAGCCGGCGGGGUUGGCCGUGUGGGCCCGGGACAUCUACUUCGCGGACGGGGCCACGUCCACCAUCGUCCGCCUGGACAGGAGGACCGGCGGACACACGGUGUCCGUGGUGCCCGGCCCGCCCUCCCUCCGCCUCGGGGCCAUCAGCCUCGUGCCGCAGGACCCGCGCUCCCAGGCGACAGACCCAGAACUGCAGCCGUUCCUAUUGUUCUCCAACGGCGUGCGAAUGAUGAGGAUCAACUUUGACGGCUCGGGGUUCCGGAGCAUCAGGGAGGGCCUGAGCGUGGGGCAGGUGGCGGCUCUGGACUACGAUCCCGUUGAGCGCAAGGUGUACUUUGUGAGCUCUGCCACGCGGAGCAUUGAGAGGAUGGACAUCGACGGCAGUGCGAAGGAAGUGCUCGUGGCCUCCAACCCAAGCCUCCCGCUAGGCCUCGCCGUCGACUGGCUGCACAGGAAGAUGUACUGGACCCUGCCCAGGGUUUUCCGAAUCGAAAUGAGCAACCUGGACGGCUCGGAGAGGAGGAUAUUUUUUUCGCAGGCCGGCGCGCGGCCCCGCGCUAUAGUCGUGCACCCCACAGUUAGCCGUGUUUUCUGGACGGAGGUGGGAGCGCGCCCGCGCGUGGCGAGCGCGGCGCUGGACGGCGACGCGGUGAGGGAGGUUGCGCGGGGCUUGCUGGCGGUGCCCGCGGGUUUGGCCGUCGACCGCUGCUCGUCGAGGCUCUUCUGGAGCGACCCGCGGCGUCGCGUCAUCGAGGUGGCCGCGCUGGACGGGACGGCGCGCCGCACGCUCGCGCAGACCGGCGCCGAGGCCGUGGACCAGCUGGCGGUCUACAGGGACAGCGUGUGGUUCACGACGCUGGCGCGGCGCACCGUCGUGCGACUCGACAAGCACUCGGGCCGCCGCCUCGUGCACAUGCAGGGAGACUCCAUGCGGCCCUCGGCCAUCGUCGCGGUGCCGCCCGUCCCCAAGUCCGGGACGGUCAAGCGAUUCCUGGAGCUCUCCGGCGCGCAGACGGCCUGCGGCGAUCACGUCGGCGGCUCUCCUCCAGCGGCCAACGCAUCGGCGCCGUCGCCGUCAAUCCGUGCGGCCACCAACACCGCGACCGUGGCCGACCGCGGCGACGAGGCCUCGGUUCUCCCGCCGUCCCCCGUGAGAACGGAACACGGCGCGGAGAACAACGGAACGGAGUACAACGGAACGGAGGUCGGCGAAGGGAGGGGUCCCGUGACCGCCGGCUGCAGGGCCUGCAUUCCUGACACCGCCAGGCGGGGUGGAUCCGACGGCUGGAACCGGACGGCGGAGCCCGGCUGCCGGGACUGCGGGAGUAAACCCCGGGGCCACUUCGCCGACUGCCCCGAGCACUUUCGACACUUCUGCCUUAACGGCGGCGACUGCUUGCUCGUCGUGCAGCUCAACAAGCCCAUGUGCAAGUGCGUGGCGGGGUUUGGGGGCGAGCGGUGCUCCUCCUUCAACAUCGAGAGCUACGACGCGCAGGGCGCCGGCGAUCGGCAGUGGCUGGCGACGUCCCUGGCCGCCGUCGGACUCGCGCUCCUCGUGGCCGCCGUCGCGGCCUGCGUCCUCUGCAUCUGCAGGAAAUGGAGGGAGAGGACGGAACACUUAGCACAGUGGAAUAUUAAACAGCUUCUCGGGAAGGCAGAUGGCAAGCCUGCCACAACCGAUACAACGCCCUCUCCGGCAGCAGCAGCCGCCGCCGAAUUGAGUUUGAAAGGCGCCGAAGUGAUUUGCAGUUGACGAGAAAAAGAGUGUGGGCCAUUAUAAAUCUACCGCGAGCCAAACCGAAUUUCUACUGAUUUUUACAGUCGCUCAAAAGUCACCGGUGGAGUCUCGAGCAUGAAUAAUGAAGGAACCGGAAGCUGGGAUUGUUCUGCAAACAAUGAGGUGUUAUACAGAGACAACUGCACGUUGGAAAUAUUGUACUCUCCACGAAUGAUUGUACUCUCCGUGAUGGGAUUGUACAGACUCACGCUGGCGCGCAGUAGAACACCAACACUAUAAUGGAAGCAUCCAAGAGAAGAUGGACAUUUCAAAAUGUAACCUCAACUAACCUAUUUUUUGUUUACCAGGUAAGGCCCACUGAGCUAUGUAAAAUAUUUUUCAGAAGCGACCUGACCGCUCAACGAAGUGGCUUCUCACGUGGACAUUUCUCGCAGCCAAAUACUCCAAACGCGUGAUUCUAAAUGUGUAGGACCGGGAGAGAGAUGCACGUGACUACGGAGUGAGAGAGACACGCAAACUCCAACUAUAUGCAGCAGGCGUCAUGAUCGGGAUGAAACCCACGAGCUCCCCCACACCAGGACAGGGAGUUCGUAUCUUGCCUCUGCAGCGCCGCUGCCAGUAGAACGGGCUGGUACGUUCCCAAGCCUACCAAACCCACACAUGGCUCCUCGUGGCGGUAGGUAAGGAGGCAUCGUGGGUGAUGUUGGGAUCAGUUCAUUUCCCACCGGGUGUCAUUUUCCCAAGUUUUGGUCAGGAUUCUUUUUUUAAAAUAUUUAAAAUAUUAAACUUUUACCUCGUGGAUGUGACAAUGCAAUGCUUGCGAAAGUCAGACAACCCGUAAGAUAAUUAUCGGAGAGACGAAGGCGAAUAAAACACUUUGCGCGGCUGGUGUUCUACGCAAAUGCACUUAACAUUGUCGUCUUCGUGGCUACUUGUACACUCAUGAACAAGUUUUACUUGUGAGUUUCGGCGUCAUUUUUAGCGCUGGGGAAAAUGCUAACGCUACGUGUUUAUAGAAAAAAAAAGGUUUUAAAAGAAAAACCUACCGUGUUCAUAGCAACUAAAAGCUGAUACAGGCUACGGUGUGCGGUGACACAACAGGCUGGCUUCUGUUGAUGUUGAUGAUGAUGUACAAAUUAAUGAAUGGAGCGCAAUGCAACGCUGCGGACUGGGAACCAUGGCAGCUGUUGUUGUGCACUUGAGCGCUCCACCGAAACCCCCUCGCAGCUGCAACACACACAUGUAAAGGGGUCAAGAAUAACUAGUGAACAAUGUAAAAACUAAUAUAAACAGAAUGCUGUUAUGUGUCUCCACUGAACAAGCAAUGUCGUCGUCGAGCCAACGGUCUUUUCUGGAUUCCCAGACCAACGCUAUCCAGCAGCAGCAUAAUUUUCUUAAGCAAGCAACCCCCUGUAGUGUUUGCAAACUAUGAGUCUUGUUCAAAGCAAGCAAACUGGCGUUUGAGAAAUCACACGAAUGCUGCUGCAGGAUUCAUAUCGGUCUGGAAAGUCAACAGGCCGAUGCAGUGAGCUGUUUCUGGGUGGACACACAGAAUGGUUCGCGUGUUUAUAUUUGUGCGUUUGCUAGGGUUGUUGUUAAGUAGUGGUCGCAUAACAAAAGAAUGGUAUAUAUU
This is a messenger RNA of Petromyzon marinus (sea lamprey), 4555 nucleotides long. Its product is annotated as pro-epidermal growth factor-like. The record is from RefSeq and is a predicted model, not a curated record. Gene Ontology annotation, cellular component: plasma membrane. Gene Ontology annotation, molecular function: Wnt receptor activity; Wnt-protein binding; growth factor activity. Gene Ontology annotation, biological process: positive regulation of cell population proliferation; canonical Wnt signaling pathway; positive regulation of MAPK cascade. NCBI's taxonomy places the organism in Eukaryota, Metazoa, Chordata, Hyperoartia, Petromyzontiformes, Petromyzontidae.